CCUGAUAAGGAUCAGAGACAUGAAAGACUGAGUGACUUGAAACUGGAGGAAGGAAGAGUUUCACACAGUUAGUUCUGCUUCUUAUGUUGCGACAGAGGCAGGAAGCAGCGAUGACACGCACAACGUCUCUGUAUAUCACACUGACAACCGCAGAGACGAGAGAAGAAGAAGACAAGGGAGGAGGCCACAGAAGAGGAGCCGCCAGAGACGCACCGAGGGAGGACGAGGAGCCGAGGAGGCGUCAUGGAGGAGGACAUCAGGAAACAAGGGCUGCUGUACCUGCAGCAACAGAGGUUUGGAAAGAAGUGGAAGCGUGUGUGGUGCAUGUUGUACAGAGAAAGCUCCUGCUCCAUCUCCAGACUCGAGUUCUUUGAGUGUAAAGAUGCAGGAGCUGUGGAGAAAACCGACAAGAGCCUGCGCAAACAGCAAGAACACAAGAAGGUGAUUCGUAUGACAGACUGCAUUCGUGUGUCAGAGGUGGACGUGGACGCUUGUCCCAGAGACACGACCCCGUUCCUGGUAGAGACCACAGAGAAGAUCUACAUGUUCGCUGCAGACAGAAACCAGGUGGAUGACUGGACGCACAAACUGUGUGAGAUCGCCUUUCCUAUGAGCUGGGCUGAGCCCGGAGCCAAGCGGGCCAGUCUGCAGAGAGGGACCAGGGUGGAGGGAGAGGAAGGGAUGGAGGACAACUCCCUGUACAGCGGCAGACAGACAGGUACCUUGCGGGACUUCAAGGUGUGUGUUCGGAGGACGGAGGCGUCUGACCGCUGCAGACUGAAGGGAGACCGCGUCUUGCGAACAGACGCUGAGGCUCUGCAGCUGCUGGACAAGACAGGAGGAGUUGUGUUCACAUGGCCCUACAAAUACCUGAGGCGCUUCGGCCGAGACAAGUCCACCUUCUCAUUCGAGGCGGGUCGGAGGUGUGAGUCUGGGGAGGGGAACUUCGAGUUCGACACCAGACAGGGGAACGCCCUGUUCCAGGCUGUGGAAGCAGCUAUCAACCUGCAGAGGAUCUCCCUCCCUCACAGACAGACCUCCGGUGGUGGGCCGUCCCUGGAGCCUGGCCCGGCCCAGAGCAGGACGCCGCCGCCACCACCUCAGACCCGCAGCCAUAUCCCACAACCCCCCACAACUCAGGUGACUGAUGGCGUGUACAGCACGGUGGCCGAGCAUCCGGCAGCUCUGGCACUUCAUCACAAAGACAAGGACGGAUCCAAUGGCGCACAGCAGCAGCAUCGUCCUCAGAUGUCUCGACUGGACCCUCCAGUGGACAAAGUGCUGACCGGGGUAAAAAGUCUGACUCUGGACACUCGCAGUGGCCUUGCUCCUCGUAAAAACCAGGUCAAGAUGAUCUCCAGCUGCCCUUUGCCCCAUGCCGAGCCCAACUCCAACCCAGGUACAGGCACAGGUCCCAGUGCCACCAUCGCCUCCAGCUCCUGCCUCAGUCCAAACCCUGAGGACAUGUACUCCCAGAUCACCCUCCCAACCCCCGAGCGAGGCACCAAGAGGGAGCGGAGAGGGGAGAGAGGAGGCACCCCGCCUGUAGUCCACCCAGAGCCAGAAUACUCGCUCCCCUUCGACACCAUCGCCACAAACGUCAUGGUAAACACCCUAAACUCCCAUCAGUCUCCUCUGUCCACGCCUGGUGCCGACACGCUCUACGACAGCAUUGACGACAUGAGGAUCCGAAACGUCUUCAAUGUCAACAGCUUCGGACCCACAUACGGAAAAGUGGAACACAUCUACGAUGAGCCGGAAGGCUGUGCAGCACCACCUGUGCAAAACCCCCACCCCUCAGUGUACGAUGACCCCGAGGAGAUGAGAGGCGACGCCUGGAGGCUCAUGGGUACAGCCGCCGACCCAAAAGGUCACGAGUACCCGUACGAUCCCAGAGUGGACGACUAUGCCGUCCCCAAGCGACCACAGAGGGUCUUUCCUAUCCGACAGAGCACCAAAGAUGAGGACGAUGAAGUAGAGGAUGAAGAGCAGCAGCAGAAGGAGGAGGAGCAUAGCAUUUCACCCUACAACAACUUGAUGGUUAAAAUGGUGUAAAGCUUUAGAUAGCAUUCAGUCGGGAGCUUGUCCUGCUCAUCAGCGGAAAGACACACAGCUUGUGUCUCUUCAUCUCUCUGACAACAUCAUCUCAUAUUUUAUAGACAAGGCUGUUAUCUGAGCCAUUUUUUGUUGAUUUCGGGUGUUUGGUUAGAAUCAGCCAAGCAUGAAAAGGAUCCACACUGAGACAUGUGCAAGAAAAUCAGAACUAAGGCCUCUGAUCCCAAAGUGUCAAUGAAGGCACCACAACCUCAGCUCUCACUUCAUUUGUCUGAUUGUGAUGUGAUUAUCAUUACCAUACAGAGACAUUCAUUUACUAAAGCUGUGACAGAUCACUGAGAUGCCUGUACAGAACCUGAACGUAUGAAAUAAACAUCCUUCAUCCAG
Betta splendens (Siamese fighting fish) is the source of this 2442-nucleotide messenger RNA. Its product is annotated as docking protein 2-like. Gene Ontology annotation, biological process: positive regulation of MAPK cascade; cell surface receptor protein tyrosine kinase signaling pathway. Lineage: Eukaryota; Metazoa; Chordata; Actinopteri; Anabantiformes; Osphronemidae. Gene Ontology annotation, cellular component: cytoplasm. The record is from RefSeq and is a predicted model, not a curated record.